AAGAUUCAGAACAUAACGAUGUUACCACCGACAGUUAUAACAACGAUGAAAACAAAGGACCUACAGAAAAAGAAAAGGGAAAAGAGAAAAAAAGACAAAAAGACAGAGAAAAGAAUAAAAACCAAAUAUUCAAAGUUGGAGCGAUAGUUGGUAUAUCAGUUGGAAUAACAGGCACAAUCAUAUUAUUUUUGAUCAUACUGGCUAUUAUUUAUGUAUGCAGACGAAGAUCAAAGAAAAAGAAGAGAAAGAACACGACAAGACUACAGUCUAUCGACCAAAGAUUUGAGAUGACAAAUCUAAAUAGUAGUACAUCCUGUACAAACAAGAAAGAAUACAAUAUUCUGUCUACAAACAAAUCUUUAAACGCUUACAAGGCGCAAGGCGAGUACUUUGUUCUCGAUCCCUCCAUUACGAAAUAUGAUAAAGACUUGAGGAACCAGAAAUUACCAGAAAUAAAAAGAUGCAGUAGUACAGAUGGUGAUGAGAGUGUCUACUAUGAAAUUGAUGAAGACAAAAUGAAAUUAUCGACAGAUUUGGAGGGCGUUCACAAGAAGCAAAUAAAAGAAGGUAGAACGCAAGGUUCUCUCCAUAGUUAUCGGACCAAAGAUCUAUUAGGAUCAUCGAUGAAAAGCGAACAACUUACAAGACUAAUAUCUGAUGACCAACGAAUUGAGAUGGCAAAUCUUGAAAGUAAUAAAUCUAGUACAAAUAAGGAAGAAAACAUUGUAAUUCCUGCAAACAUCGUCAAGGCACAAGGCGAGUACUUUGUUCUCGAUCCAUCAGUGACGAAAUAUGACAAAGACUUGAGCAGUCGGGUCUUACAAGAAGAUAAUAAAUUGAAUGUUUCACAGGGUGAAGAGAAAGUUUACAAUGAAGUUGAUGAAAAUAAAACAGAAGCCUCAAAAGAUGGGUUGACAGAUCACCAGAAGCAAAUAGAAGAAUUUCGAGAUAUUUAUCUAUUUACCAUACUGAUCUCACCAGCAAUCAAAACCAAUUAG
Mytilus trossulus (common blue mussel) is the source of this 998-nucleotide messenger RNA. RefSeq lists its product as uncharacterized. Bases 288 to 998 code for a protein of 236 amino acids. Lineage: Eukaryota; Metazoa; Mollusca; Bivalvia; Mytilida; Mytilidae. The record is from RefSeq and is a predicted model, not a curated record. The transcript is spliced from 4 exons.